GAUCUCUGUGCAGGAGAAGGAGAGGCAGAGACUAGAGAACCUCCGGAAGAAGCAGGAGGCUGAGGAGCAGAGGAGGAAGAAAGUGGAGGAGGAGAAGAGACGGCGUCAGGCAGAAAUGAAGCAGAAGCGGGAAGAGCGUCUGAGGAAGGCCCUGCAGGCUCGGGAGCGUGCAGAACAGAUGGAGGAAAAGAAGAAAAAGCGGAUGGAGCAGAAGAUCCUGCAGAGUGAUGAGAAGGUGAAGGAAGAGAAGGUGGCAGAGGACCGGAGCAAGAGGAAAGGGUCCAAGAAACACGGGGAAGUGGAGGCACGGAGGCAGAAAGCCCUGAAAGGGGAGGAAAAUGAGCAGCAAGAACCACUGCAGAAAAGGGAGGAUGAAGUGAAGGAAAGGGGGAAGACAGUCUUGGAACUGAAGAACCUUCUGGAGCAGCAACAACUGGGACAAGCGAAGGAGAGGGAUCCCAAGCAGCGAGGGAAGGAGAAGCCCCCCCAAGCACAGCAGGAGCCAGCAGUGUUGGCUGGCAAGGCCACCAAGGGGAAAGAAAGUCCCAAAGAGCUGCCCCUUGGGCCUGGGCUGGACAAAAGAUAUGAGCCACCAGAAUGCCUUUUCCCAGCUCUUAAUGUCUGGCUCCAAGCAGAGAGGGAAGCUGAUGGUCAACAGCAGCCGGGAGAGGAGAAAAAGCCCAUUCAACCAGCUGCCCCUGGGACAUGGCCGAACAAAGCCGUCAAGAAAUCCCUCUCCACAUCCUGCCUCGGGUCCCUGAAGGGUGCUCAAGGACCAGGGUCACCCCCAGCCAAUGAGAACAGCUACGGGCUGGAUCUGAACAGCGAUGACUCCACAGAUGAUGAGAGCAACCCACGGAAACCUGUCCCUGCCUGGGCUGAUGGGGCACAGCUCCAGCAGGCCAUCACGCACCAGUACUACAACCCCCCUGACCUGGACGCGCUGUUUGGGGCCAUCCCCAGCCCCAGGCUGGAGCACAUCUUCUACAAGAGCAAACCCCGCUACUUCAAGCGCACGAGCUCGGCCGUGUGGCACUCCCCGCCUGGCCCCUCCUGCGGCCCCUCCUGCACCUUCCAGAGCUGAGCCAAGGCAGCAAAAGGGGUUUCUAGGGACUGUCUUCUACUUACCCUGUGUUUACAAUUUUAACUUUUUUUUUUCCUUCUUCUGUACAGAAAUAAAGUUGUUUAAUAUAAAG
Molecule: messenger RNA, 1196 nt
Organism: Poecile atricapillus (Black-capped chickadee)
Lineage: Eukaryota; Metazoa; Chordata; Aves; Passeriformes; Paridae
Product: inner centromere protein-like
Exons: 10
Coding region: 116-1084 (322 amino acids)
Biological process (GO): metaphase chromosome alignment; meiotic spindle midzone assembly; positive regulation of protein serine/threonine kinase activity
Cellular component (GO): meiotic spindle midzone; nucleus; midbody
Molecular function (GO): protein serine/threonine kinase activator activity
Source: RefSeq, a predicted model, not a curated record